Messenger RNA from Sarcophilus harrisii (Tasmanian devil), 1854 nucleotides. RefSeq names its product complement C8 gamma chain (gene C8G). Lineage: Eukaryota; Metazoa; Chordata; Mammalia; Dasyuromorphia; Dasyuridae. The record is from RefSeq and is a predicted model, not a curated record. The transcript is spliced from 7 exons. Gene Ontology annotation, cellular component: membrane attack complex. Bases 449 to 1084 code for a protein of 211 amino acids. Gene Ontology annotation, biological process: complement activation. Gene Ontology annotation, molecular function: small molecule binding.
CUCUGGCCUAUAUGAUAAUCUAUUCUAUACUUCUAUAACUUUGCAGCCUCUACCAAGUGGGUCCUAUUUGGUUGUGAGAUGGUUGUGAGGAAGAAUUCCAACCUUUUACCCUUUCCCCAACCUUUGUGAAAUUCCAGAUAAAACUGCCCUGUCAUCAUGUUUGUCUGGAUCCAUCUGGAACCCAUCUGCUGCCCCCUCCUCACGCAGCCUGGUAGGAAUCUGGCUUGAGUUCUUCCUGCUGACCAUAUUCCUGCUAAAGCUAACAGUAGGGAUCGUGCAAUGAGGUUAGAGCAGCUUUGAAUUCUCACUGUCACACUCAUCUCCAGACCGGCCCUUUUCCUUCCUGGGCUCGUUCUGAGCAAGACUGAGGGCACCUCUGGAACUAAAGGGGUCCAGCCCUCAACACUUUCUCAGAAUCUCUCCUGUGAUACAACCAACUGGAAGAAAGAUGUCUCUUAGUCCAAUGUGGACAGGAAUGAUCCUGCUUGGGUCCCUAAAUAAUAAUCUCCGGAAUUCUGCACCAGUCCUAUCAAAAAUUCCUCUGCAGUUUGAUUUCCAAGCAAAGAAGUUCCAAGGGAAAUGGUACGUCAUCGGCCUGGCAGGGAGAAACAUCAACACUGAAAGCCUGAGACACUAUAAGAUGUAUGCUACUAUGUACCAGCUACAAGCAGACCACAGCUACAGAGUUAUCUCCAAUCUGAUCAAGGGUGAGUCCUGUGAUAUUGGGCUCAGGACUUUUGUCCCAAAGGGUCAACCAGGUCAAUUUGCCUUGGACAAUUUUAAAGCCUACGGUGUUACGAAGUAUGUGUUCAGAGUGGUGAAGACCAAUUACGACGAGUUUGCCAUACUAUUCUUUCUCAGUGUCAAAAAGAGCAAGGUGAACUUCAUGGCAAGCCUAUAUGGGAGAACAAAAGAACUCAGAUCUGAGCCAAAGGAAAAGUUCAUUGAAUUUGCCCAAGCAUUGGGCCUCUCUGAUGAAUUCCUUCUCUUCCUUCACAAAGAUGAUAUCCCAAGUUCCACAGUCUACAGCCCACCUUGGCUCCCUCUACCAAGUCCAUCUCCAUCUUUGUCCAUCUGCUGCUAAAGAAUUGGAGACACCUGGUCCCUGCUCUUAUCUGUUUCUCAGUAUGGCCAUCUUGGUUCCAUUCAACAUUUUACCACAGAGGUUGCUUGGGAUUCUUACCUCGGAUCUUUCUUCAGGGGACAAUAAAUGCAGAUUAUCAAGAACUCGAGUCUGAAUUUCUUGAAGUGGGGAAGAGAAAAUGGGACCUUGUUUUAAUUAAAAGAACAGCCAAUUGUUCAUUUUGUGCCAAGGAUACCUCUGUGCAGUGGUUUCCCUUGGAGUCCAGGGCCUCAUACUCAAAUUUUGCAGAUUCAGAAAUUCAAUUUCUUCAGUUCCCCUAGGAAUGAUAAUACUCUGAGGAAAUGAGUAUCCCCAGUAAAACUCAUAAGAGGUCUAUUUAUAAACAAACUAGAGACCCAUUUAUUACUUUAUAAUAAGAGAAGCACCUGAAAGAAGUAGCAGGGCUAGGUGUGUGACUGCAUUAUGGGCCAAUUUUCUUGAUGGUUAAAUUUGCUCAUGAGAAAUGAUUACUGAUCGGCAGAUCUAGAGCUGGAAGAGAACUCUGAGAUUUAAUCAUUAAAGAGAACAGAUUGUUAAAGAGAUAGUUGCUGACCAUCUAGAUAGAAAAGUGAUGAUUAUAGUCAGGAUGGCUUCAUCAAGAACAGGUCAUGCUAGAUUAACCUUUUUUUCCCUUUUUGGGGGGAAAAGAUUACUAAACCAAUAAAGGAAGGGAAUGCUGUGGAUAUGAUUUACCUAGAUUUUAGCAAAGCUCUUUUAAAAAAAAAAUGGUA